This is a messenger RNA of Dermatophagoides farinae (American house dust mite), 2751 nucleotides long. RefSeq names its product programmed cell death 6-interacting protein. Gene Ontology annotation, biological process: mitotic cytokinesis. Gene Ontology annotation, cellular component: endosome. The record is from RefSeq and is a predicted model, not a curated record. Gene Ontology annotation, molecular function: protein binding. Lineage: Eukaryota; Metazoa; Arthropoda; Arachnida; Sarcoptiformes; Pyroglyphidae.
CGUCUAAAUCAGCAAGUUGUUGUUGUUGUUGUUGUUAUUGCAAUCAUUCGAUUGUUAAAUACAUUUUCAAACUUGUAAUCGAUCACAUCAUUUCUCUCUCUCUGUCUUGAAUUUUUUUUUCUUAUUAUUGUAUAUCACAAUACGAAACGGACUAUUCAAAGUCUGAAUCAUCACAUCAACAUUAUGGAAUUUCUUGUAGCCAUACCAUUGAAAAAAACAUACGAAGUUGAUUUGGUUAAAUACCUAAAGGUAUCGAUCAAUGCUCAAUAUGGCAAUGUUGAUGAAAAAUCUAAAGAUAAUCUUGAAGUGAUGAAUCGAAUGCGAAACAAUGCUACAUCACGUAAUAUUGAAUCUAGCCAAGAGACUAGCUUGGAAAUCAUUGAAAAAUAUUAUGAUCAAUUGGUUCUAUUGAAUAACAAACUACCGCAAGCAAACGUUCCAUUCAAAUGGAAAGAUGCAUUCGAAAAGGGUGGCAUCUUUUCAUCGUCCUCAAUGACCGUAUCAAAUCUCAGUUUUGAAAAAGUUUGCAUCAUGUUCAACAUUGGAGCUUUGAUGAGCACAUUGGGUGCUUAUUAUUGUAAAGAAGGUGCAUUCAAUGAUAAUUCAUUGAAACAGGCCAUCAAACAUUUUCAAGGUGCUGCCGGCAUUUUCCAAGCGCUGAAACAUACUACUUCAUCAUCAUCUGAUGGUAAUGAGCUUACAUUUGACCUACAAACAGAAGUGUUAAACAUGUUACAGCAUAUGAUGUUGGCACAGGCUCAAGAAGCGUUCUUUUUUAAAGCCUACAAUGAUGGUAUGAAAGAAAAUUCCGUUGCCCGAAUUGCCGCUCAAUGUGUUGAAUUCUAUGGUGAAGUUGAAAAACAAAUUCAAUCGAUAAAUUUCAAAGAUAAAUCAUUUCUACCAGAAUGGGUGGAUAUUAUUAUUCAGAAACAUAAUGCCUAUAAAGGCGUAGCCGAGUACUAUCAGGCUAUGGUCGCUAAAGAUAAAAAAGAAUUUGGUGAACAAAUCACUCGGUUGACGAAAGCUUUGGAAUUUUUUAAAUCAGCUGAAACUCGUGUUGCGAUUAGUAUGGCCGAAAAAUUCAAAGAUAUUGUGAAUAAAGCUACACUUGCAUUGGAAGAGGUGAAACGUGAUAAUGAUUUCAUUUAUCAUGCACGAAUACCAGAUUAUAAAUCUUUACCAACAAUAUCGAAAGCUUUGUUAGCCAAAUCUACUGAACUACCUAAUCUUUUCUUCCCUAAUGAAUCUGACCUAUUCGUUAAUUUGUUGCCACUGGUCAUGCAUCAAUCGAUAUCACGAUUGGAGAAUCGUAAACAAGAACUAGUUAAUGGUGAAAUUGGCCAAUUACGUGAUAUGACACAAACAUUGAGCGGAAUUCUUGCAUCGCUCAAUUUGCCUGCAGCCAUUGAAGAUACACAAGGUGUCGAAGUGCCAAAAUCAAUAGAAGAAAAAGCGACCGCUAUACGUCAAAAAGGUGGUAUUGAAGAAAUUAAUCGUUUGAUUAAUGAAUUGCCGGAUUUGUUGAAACGAAACCGUGAGAUAUUGGACGAAAUCGAACGAUCGUUGAAUGCUGAAGAGGAAAGUGAUAGCAAGCUACGUGGCCAAUUCAAAGAAAAAUGGACCAGAACGCCAUCAAACAAAUUGAAUCAAACUUGGCGCUCACAUAUUUCGAAAUAUCGAACAAUCAUCGAAAAAGCUAUUGAAGCGGAUAAAAAGCUCAAAGUUAAUUAUGAUAGUAACAUUGAGAAAAUCAAAUUGCUUUCAAGUCCAGCAACUGCUUUGGCUUCAGCUAUUCCUUCCAAUCAGGCUAGUGGUUCAUCCGUUGAUGAUUCAGCAGUACAAUCAUUACGACAAUUGAUGAUACAGGUGGAUGCUUUGAAACGUGAACGUGAAUCACUUGAAAAUGAAUUGAAAAACAUUGAAUUUGAAGAAUUACGUAAACAAUUUUUGAACUAUUUAAAUGUCAAUACUGGUGUUGAUGAAACGUCUGUUGCUGCAGAAGUGAUCGGUAGUGCAUACAAUGAACUUCAGAAAAAAGUUCGUCAAAGUAAAGAGAAACAGGAACGAUUAAUAACGGAAAUUCAAGAAGCGAAUCAAAAAUUUGUCGUUCAACGUGGUUCAAGUGGUUCGAAACGAGAUCAAUUUCUUAAGGAUUGUGCCGCCGCUUAUGAAGCUUAUACACAACUAUUAUCGAAUCUGAAAGAAGGCAACAAAUUCUACAAUGAUCUUACCCAAUUAUUGGUUAAUCUUCAAGUCAAAGUGAAUGAUUUCUGUUUUGCUCGUAAAGCUGAACGUGAAGAACUGUGCAAAGAUUUACAAAACGAUAUCGUAUCCAAGCCAAAUGAUCCAGUACCUAAGAUUCCUGAUUAUCAGAAGCCUGAUAGUGGCAGUUCGUCAUCAGUGCCACCGGCAGCACCAUAUCAACAAUUUAAUCCAUACCAGGCACCUGGUUACAAUUACUAUCCGCCACCACCAUUACCACAAGGAUUCAAUCCAUUCGUGAUGCCACAACCACCACCAGUUGCUUAUUAUCCGGCACCGAAUUAUCAAUAUCCACCACAAGGUGGUCAUCCACAGCCGGGCAGUUAUCCAUACCAACCACCAUCAUCAUAAUUCUCGAUUCAGUUUUGGUCACGUUUGUUGGUGUGCCUUUUUACGAUUAUUUUAAUACAAGAAAAAAACUAACAACAAGGAAAUACUGUUUUCGUUUUGUUCGAUUUCUGUAUUAUUCUGGAUAUAUACUUCUCUCAA